AAAUAGGCUCAGUGUCACUCAUCAUCAGGGGAAAUGCAAAUCAAAAUCGCGAUGAGUUAUCCUCUCAGUCCAGUCAGAAUGGGGAUGUUAGAAUGCUAAUAUUAGAAUUGACCCCAAAACUCACAGAUACAGAGAGCAGGUUGGUGGUUGCCUGAGGUGAGGUGGCUCUCUGCUCUUCCCCGUUGGACAGACAGCCGCAUCUCCUGGUGCAGUGCCAGCCGCGUCCCCGAGACACGAUGGUGAAGGUCGGAGUCAACGGAUUUGGCCGUAUUGGGCGCCUGGUCACGAGGGCUGCUUUCAACUCUGGCAAAGUGGACAUUGUCGCCAUGAACGACCCUUUCAUCGACCUUCACGACACGGUCUACAUGUCCCAGUCUGAUUCCACCCACGGCAAAUUCCACGGCACAGUCAAGGCUGAGAAUGGGAAACGUGUCAUCCAUGGAAAGCCCAUCACCAUCUUCCAGGAGCGAGAUCCCGCCAACAUCAAAUGGGGGUGAUGCUGGUGCUGAGUAUGUUGUGGAGUCCACUGGGGUCUUCACCACCAUGGAGAAGGCUGGGGCUCACUUGAAGGGUGGGUAAAAUGGGUGAUGGUGGUCAA
Herpailurus yagouaroundi (jaguarundi) is the source of this 598-nucleotide messenger RNA. Its product is annotated as glyceraldehyde-3-phosphate dehydrogenase-like. The record is from RefSeq and is a predicted model, not a curated record. Gene Ontology annotation, molecular function: NAD binding; glyceraldehyde-3-phosphate dehydrogenase (NAD+) (phosphorylating) activity. Gene Ontology annotation, cellular component: cytosol. NCBI's taxonomy places the organism in Eukaryota, Metazoa, Chordata, Mammalia, Carnivora, Felidae. Gene Ontology annotation, biological process: glycolytic process. Bases 237 to 497 code for a protein of 86 amino acids. The transcript has a single exon.